Molecule: messenger RNA, 783 nt
Organism: Cryptococcus deneoformans JEC21
Lineage: Eukaryota; Fungi; Basidiomycota; Tremellomycetes; Tremellales; Cryptococcaceae
Exons: 6
Coding region: 64-735 (223 amino acids)
Cellular component (GO): nucleus
Molecular function (GO): protein N-terminal-serine acetyltransferase activity; histone H4 acetyltransferase activity; histone H2A acetyltransferase activity
Source: RefSeq, a predicted model, not a curated record
CCACUAUCCUAUAUAUUGCCCACCCCCUCGCCCUUCGUCCUCCUGCAGAGUCCUUUGGAGCAAAUGGCCACAUCCAAGAUACGCUCAUCCAAUGCCAAAUCGCCCACUGUUCUUGCACCUCACCUGCCGAUUAUUGACAAGCUUCCCAAUGGCCAAAGAUAUACAAUCAGCCUUCUAUCGCCUUCCUCUUUGACCCUUCAAAGUCAAGAUGUGCUGUAUAGAUUACUAGAUCACAACAUGAGAAGCUUACAGUCAAAUUCAAGCUUCCCUUACACAGAGAUUUCCAAAAAGGAAGAAAUGUUCGAUCCGACUUCGCGAUUUUUACUGGUUCUCGGGGAGACACCAAUGGACACACGUGAUGAAGUACCUCCAAAAAAACGACAAAUUGAUAUUCAAGAGCAUGAACUAUUCGGCUUCUGUGAAUUUCGAUUUGACGUGGAGGAAACACUCUCUGAGAAGCUCGCGGAGGUGGUGUACUGUUACGAAUUACAGCUUAGACCCUCUGUGCGAAAGCAAGGCAUAGCAAAGCAACUAAUCGGGAUUUUAGAAGAUAUUGGCCGGCUAAGGAAAAUGGAGAAGAUCAUGUUGACAUGCCUCAAAAACAAUGCUUCCGCGCUGUCCUUCUAUAGGCGUCAAGGAUUUGAAGCCGAUGAGAUUGACCCAACUCGGAUGUCGGAAGAAGAGCCAGAAAAUGGUGAGGAAGUGGACUAUGUGAUACUUAGCAAGCCUUUGUAGCUCGAUAGUAGAUCGCAUUGUAGUGACUAUGCAUGUGUCUAAUGACCG